CUAGCGAUAGAGGAACCCAAGAAUAGAAGUUGCAAGCUGAUCACAGCUUGUGUGUGUGUGCAUGAAUUUCUCUAACAAUGCCUUUAAAUUAUAUUUUUCACUGCACCCUGUGGCUUCUACCACCUAUGAAUUUCUGUAACCAUUCCUGGAAUGCCUACCAGUGCCUCAUUAUCCUGUAUUAUUUGCCCAUGCUUCUUUACUCUUUACUCUCAACAUUAUUUUCUCGGAGCUGCAAGCACAUGUAUCCAUGCAGCGGCCAGGAAGAUAUCACAUAUUGAAGCAACUAGCCAUAUAUAACAAUAGUUUAAGGGGAAUAUUCCCCUUCAAAACGUUUUCCAUAAGCCAGUCCCUUGCUUAUCUCUAUUGUUACCAAUGCCUCACCAUCCUGUCCUGCACCCAUUACCAAUCAGCCCUUAGUAUACAGCUUCAGUACAGGCUGAUUAAUAAACUGCAACCUGGUUCAGUGAAAAAAAUUAGUGACUCACCACAGAACUGGCAUCAGCUGGAGAACAUUGGGAACUUUAUCAAAGCUAUUACAAAAUAUGGGGUGAAACUUCAUGACAGCUUUGAAGCCAACGAUUUAUAUGAGGGUUGUAACUUAACCCAAGUUCAGACAACACUUAUGGCCCUGGCUAGCAUGGCAAAAACAAAAGGCUAUCAUACAAGAUCGGACAUUGGUGUGAGAUAUGCAGAAAAGCAGCAACGAGCUUUUGAUAAUGAGACACUGAAAGCAGGGCAGAAUAUCAUUGGACUACAGAUGGGGACAAAUAAAUUUGCCAGCCAGCAGGGGAUGACAGCAUAUGGUACCAGAAGGCAUUUAUAUGACCCAAAAACUGGAGUGGAGAAACCACUUGACCAGACUACCAUUAGUCUCCAAAUGGGAACCAACAAGGGAGCAACCCAGGCUGGAAUGACUGCUCCAGGGACACGAAGACACAUCUUUGACAACAAACUUGGAACUGAAAAAUGUGAUUCCACCAUUGUGUCGCUGCAGAUGGGGACAAACCAAGGGGCUUCACAGAAAGGGAUGACUGUGUAUGGGUUAAGCCGGCAAGUAUAUGAUCCCAAGUACUGUUCCACUCCCAACUUCCCUAUCAAUGAUGGGAACCAGCUAACCAGUGGCUCUGAAUGCAGUGAGAGUGACUACCCAGCAGAGUACAAGUACAUUCAGCAAAUAGAUUCCAAUCGCCAUAAGCAAAUGUAUCAGAAUUUUGAAUGAAAGCAGAAUGGCACUGCUUAACAAACCGGCUUGUACAAAUGUGCAUCGCAGCCUCACACAUCUCUCAGUUACAAGCCACUUAGCUACACAGAAUGCUUUGUUGCUAGUGCAGUGACUGAAACCCAUGUUAGGCUCUGCUGGUUGAAUUAUAUUUAGACACCUGAAUAAUUUCUUUGAAACAGUGCUGGGUGGUCAAUCAACUCCAAAAGCAGCAAAAUAGAACAUAGAACAUAGAACAGUACAGCACAGAACAGGCCCUUCAGCCCACAAUGUUGUGCCGACCAUUGAUCCUCAUGUAUGCACCCUCAAAUUUCUGUGACCAUAUACAUGUCCAGCAGUCUCUUAAAUGACCCCAAUGACCUUGCUUCCACAAAAUGAGCCAGAUUAAUGUAAGAAUUGGCAAAGUACCCUGAAUGUAUCCACCAAGUUUAAAACAGUCACUUCUCCCCCUACCCAGCUUGUAUAUUCAUUAUAACAUUUUAAAAAUAACAUUAAAGUAAAAAUUAUAAUUUCAAUUUUAAUUUCUUUCCUACUCACCAAUUUGUCAGCACUGGUUCAUUGUUUACAAAUCUUUCUGUAAAUCAACUCAUUACAGUAAACUUGUAUACAAUGCACAAAUUGGCUACCUUUGGAGCCACCCUUUCUACGGUGACCCACACAGGAACACACCGCACUGAUCGACCAACCAUUCUUAGGUUGUUUUAUUAUGAGCUUAGUGAUGUGAGAUGGAUGUGCGUCUACAACACUAGCUUUGAAAACUGAUCCCACUAUUUUCAUUACUGCGAUGUUUGUGUGGUAGUAUUGAAACUGAAAUUUCAAAGUGUGAAGCAGUUUAACAUCCAACUCAGCACUGGUACAGAAACAGGAAAGCCUGAGGUGAUAAUGUUUUAACAGCAGUUAGGUUAGUUUUUAGAUUUUGUGUUCCUUUAAGUAUUGACAGUGUUUAAAUACUAGAAUUAGCAGUUAUCUAGUGAUUUGUGCAAAUAUGUAAAUCUGCUCACGUCAGCACUUCUCAAAUUCGACAAAGACCUCCCAAGUUGCAGGCACACAAUUAAACACAGAACUCUAUCAGAACAUCACAGGGUCACACCAGAUCUCUGUACGUUGUUCACCUGGCUCACUAUUGUUUAUUCAGAAACACUAAUUCCAAAAACGUGUAGCAGUUUAAUAGUCAGACCAACAAGACAUGCUACUUCAUUUCAAAGAACAACAGAAUGACAACCAAACAAAAUAAACUUCUCCAUCAGGCAAGCCUCACAUAACAGCUCCAUCAGCUAGUCACUGAUUAGAUCAGGUCCAUUUGACUAAGCUUCAGCUGUUCUCAGCUUCCGAACACAGGCUCAGUACCUAGUGAACCUAAUGUCCCUGUGUGGGCUCAGCAUACCAUACUUGUGUCAGUUCUCCAAUUUACAGUCUACACUAGGUAAUAUCACUGCAGAAACACAUCAAUGAUGGAAGAUGUUGAUAGAAUGAAUUCAACUAGGCUCAAAUGUAGUGACUAACUUCCACAAAUCAUUUCAGUCAAUCUCAAAUAGAAUCGGGAAACCUCCAGACAGCAUUAAUUCUUUACCUGUGAUCUGGAUAUGUGAUUGUUAACAAUUCAGUAAGUGACGUUAAACUACCCUAUGUGACUAAUUAAAGGAUCUUUUACUGAAUGUGAAUUGUGUACUGCUGUCCUAAUACACAGCACGAUGCCACUGUUAGUUAAUAAAACCAGACUAAACCAA
Stegostoma tigrinum is the source of this 2946-nucleotide messenger RNA. RefSeq names its product calponin-1-like. Gene Ontology annotation, biological process: actomyosin structure organization. The record is from RefSeq and is a predicted model, not a curated record. Bases 248 to 1219 code for a protein of 323 amino acids. NCBI's taxonomy places the organism in Eukaryota, Metazoa, Chordata, Chondrichthyes, Orectolobiformes, Stegostomatidae. Gene Ontology annotation, molecular function: actin binding. The transcript has 6 exons.